AUGUCAAAUCCGUCUACCUUUGUCUCUCUGCCGCUGCAUACCAAGUCCUCUUCUACCACUUCUUCUACCUCUACUCUGGCUCACGCCCAACCAAAUCCUCAAACCCAAACCAAAAUGCCCGCCGCCGUCAACUCAACCGCCAACCGCCAAACCGGCACCAUCAAGUGGUACAACGACGCCCAGGGCUUCGGCUACAUCACCUCCGACUUUGGCGGCGAGCUCAUCCUCCGCCGCCAGUCCAUUACCGAGCACACCCAGCAGCUCAAGUCCGGCAUGAAGGUCUCGUAUGAGGCGGUGCAUCUGCCCAUGUUGCUGAUGGCCGAGCAGGUCCAGCCUGAGGAGGAGUAG
Molecule: messenger RNA, 348 nt
Organism: Aspergillus mulundensis
Lineage: Eukaryota; Fungi; Ascomycota; Eurotiomycetes; Eurotiales; Aspergillaceae
Product: cold-shock protein
Exons: 2
Coding region: 1-348 (115 amino acids)
Molecular function (GO): nucleic acid binding
Source: RefSeq, a predicted model, not a curated record